UCUCAUUUUCCUUCCAUCCAAACAGCGGAUCUUCUUUACAAAAGAAAGAAAAAAAGGGACAAAACCCUAGACGUUGAAGCACAUUGCUUUCAGUUGCGGUAGUCCACACUCCAUAGAUCACACAGGACGAGAAUACAUUCUUCAUGCCAAAAUCCAAGCCCCAGAUUUUCAUCAGCAACGGGAGCCAAAUCUCCAUCGAACUUCCCACAGUGACACGGUUGCUCUAGGGCUUCAAAACGAGGCGUGGGCAAUGUUGUAAAUUUGUGGUUUUUAGGUUUCAUCUAUAAAGAGGAUGGAUAGUAAUUAUGAUCUCUUGGAGGAGCUCUUCAACGUCGAAUUGGAGCUUCAAGACGUCCAAGACCAGAUUAAGAAUUUGCUUGAUCGGCAAGAGAAGUUGCAUGAGAGACAAUCUGAACUGAAAAUCCUGUUGGAAGCAUGUAAAGGAUCAGGAAGCCCUGUAAAGGAUGGCGCUUCUAUUGCAGUAGAGAACUGGUCAGGGCCAUUUGAGUGGGAUGCUCAAGCAGAUGAUGUUAGGUUCAAUAUUUUUGGCAUAUCCGCAUAUCGUGCAAACCAGCGUGAGAUUAUAAAUGCAGUCAUGAGCGGAAGAGAUGUUCUGGUGAUCAUGGCUGCAGGUGGUGGUAAGAGCCUUUGUUACCAGCUUCCAGCUAUACUUCGUGAUGGAGUUGCUCUUGUUGUCAGUCCUUUGCUUUCUCUGAUUCAGGACCAGGUGAUGGGAUUGGCUGCUUUAGGAAUCCCAGCAUACAUGUUGACAUCUACUACUAGCAAGGAAGAUGAGAAGUUCAUAUACAAGGCACUGGAGAAAGGCGACGGAGACCUUAAAAUACUGUAUGUCACACCUGAAAAGAUAUCAAAGAGCAAGAGAUUCAUGUCAAAACUUGAAAAGUGUCAUCAUUCUGGCCGUCUCUCCCUCAUUUCAAUUGAUGAGGCACAUUGCUGUAGUCAGUGGGGUCAUGACUUUCGCCCAGAUUACAAAAAUCUUGGCAUCUUAAAGACUCAGUUUCCUGAUGUUCCAGUAGUUGCUUUGACUGCCACGGCAACGAAGAAGGUCCAAAAUGAUCUUAUGGAAAUGCUGCAUAUACCGAAAUGCAUUAAAUUUGUCAGCACAGUGAAUCGACCAAAUCUUUUUUACAUGGUACGCGAAAAGUCAUCUGUUGGAAGGGUGGUUAUUGAUGAAAUUGCUGAAUAUAUUCAAGAAUCAUAUCCAAAUAAUGAAUCUGGAAUUGUUUAUUGCUUCUCUAGGAAGGAAUGUGAACAGGUCGCAAAGGAAUUACGUGAAAGAGGAAUUUCAGCUGAUUAUUACCAUGCAGAUAUGGAUGUGAAUGCCCGUGAGAGAGUUCAUCUUCGGUGGAGCAAUAGCAAGUUGCAGGUCAUUGUUGGUACGGUGGCCUUUGGUAUGGGAAUUAACAAGCCUGAUGUCAGGUUUGUCAUCCAUCACAGCCUAAGUAAAUCAAUGGAGACAUACUACCAGGAAAGUGGUCGAGCUGGAAGAGAUGGACUCCCUUCUGAAUGCCUGCUCUAUUUUAGGCCUGGGGAUGUACCUAGGCAGAGUUCAAUGGUCUUCUAUGAGAAUUCUGGAUUGCAAAAUCUCUAUGACAUAGUACAAUAUUGUCAGUCUAAAAGGGAAUGUCGUCGAAAUGCUUUUUUUCGACAUUUUGCUGAGCCAUUGCAAGACUGCAACGGGAUGUGUGAUAACUGUGCAUUUUCAACUGAGGUCAAGGAAGUUGAUGUUUCUCGUCUUGCAAAAGCUAUGAUUUCUUUGCUGCAAGAUAUGCAAGACAACGAUCAGAGAUUAACAAUGUUGCAAAUGGUGGACAAGAUGAAGGUUAAGCAUAAGGACCUAGGUUCUGACCUAAGGAAAGAGGAAAUAGAGCACCUUGUGAUUCAGCUUAUACGGGAUCGCGUUUUGAAAGAAGAAUUUCAGCAUACAGCUUAUGCUACAAAUGCUUACGUGACAUUGGGACUAUUGUGGAAGCAAGUAUCGCAUGGAAAAAGGAUUGUUAAGCUUGAGAUUUCUACCAAAGUGAAGACUAAGACUGGUAACAUGAAAUCAUCCAAACGCAGCCUGACAUCUUCGGGUUUGGAGUUGAAGCUUGAUGAGCUACGAAAGGAACUCGCUUCCACUCAUGGAGGAAUAUUCCCUCAUUCUGUGUUGUCUACACAACAGAUUAGCAUCCUCAGUGCCCAGAAACCAACUUCAAUUCAAGAGUUAGAGACAAUGAUUGGAAAGCUGAAGACAGAGAAGUAUGGGAGUAAGAUUCUUGAAGAGAUUGCGAAGUACACCGAGACAGAGCAGCCUGAAAAUGUUGCUCCUGAUGACAGUACGUUAGGUGAAGGGCAAAGCAGUGAAAAGAAACCUACUAAGAGGUUGAAGACUGAUGAAGCGCAAGGCAGUGAAAAGAAACCUACAAAGAGGUUGAAGACUGAUGAAGGGCAAGGCAGUGAAAACAGGGCUACCAAAAGGCUGAAGUCCAAUAAGGCAGUGGUUCUGAUUGAGAGCAGUGGAGAUGAAACAUGACAGAAUUUGAAACAAACCGAUGACAGUGAUAUCGGACGCCCUUCUAUAAAUCUGCUGAACUCCCAGAAAAUGAGAAAGCACAGCCUUUGGAAAUCUAAUGGCAGGUAUGCAUUUCAAAUUUAACAGAAACAGGUUGAUAUUGCUCAAAUUUUUGCCUUUAUACUCACCAUCUCCAUGGCCUUUUCUGAAGGAAACGACAAGACAGCAGAGGGUUUAUUUAUUCAGUUAUGAUCAAGACAUCACCUAUGGAGGACUGUUAAUGAUAUGUGGAAGGAGAGAGUAUGCAAUUAAUCUCUCA
Vitis riparia (riverbank grape) is the source of this 2834-nucleotide messenger RNA. Its product is annotated as ATP-dependent DNA helicase Q-like 2. Lineage: Eukaryota; Viridiplantae; Streptophyta; Magnoliopsida; Vitales; Vitaceae. The transcript is spliced from 20 exons. Gene Ontology annotation, biological process: double-strand break repair via homologous recombination. Gene Ontology annotation, cellular component: cytoplasm; chromosome; mediator complex. The record is from RefSeq and is a predicted model, not a curated record. The coding region runs from base 293 to 2536 and encodes 747 amino acids. Gene Ontology annotation, molecular function: ATP binding; nucleic acid binding; four-way junction helicase activity.